UCAGUCAGGAGGGAGGAACUCGUCUGCGGAUCAGUGUGCGCACGCUGCACCGCCCGCCCUGUCCCUCCCUCUGUCUCCCUGUCUCUCCCUCUGCCUCCCUCUGUCCCGGAACGCGCGUCUCCUUCCCUCUCUGUAUUUACAGCCUUCCGCCAGCAUUCAGACAGAAACACGGGUCCCUGGUGGUGUUUUGGGUGGAGGAAUGCGCAGGCUGACGCGGGUGUGAGCCGGAGAAAGAGCUGAACAUGGCUUCGUUGCGGAUGGUUGGUAAAGUUACGCUGGGACUUCUGGGAGCACUUCAUCCCCCUCGCGCUGCUCUCAGAAAUGCUCCUCCGAUUACACUUUUUCACCAGGUUCACCACAGAGGGAUUUUGCGGGGACAACGCCAGGCUUUUUUCUGCAGUGCAGCCUCUCCCUCAAGUGAUGUCUCCUUGAAAUACAAAUAUGACCGCCUGGUUCUGGAGGUGCUGCUGCCAUCCAGGAAUGAGAAGUGUGUGUUCUUUUUGAGGCCCAUGUUGAUGAAUGUGGGCGACCUGAUCAGUGAUCUGCAGAAGGAGGACCCUGGAGUCAGCGCCUCUGUGCUGUCCAAGGAUGGAGAGCGUGUUGCAAACAGUACACUCUUAGAAACUCUGCUGGACAAGGACUUCAAGCUGGUCAUCAAUGACAAUGUGCACGAUGUCCAUUCUCCUGAGAAGGUGGCCAUUUCCAGUGAACAUGCCCUAGAGCUGGAAGACAUGAAACAUAUGGUACAUUUGCUGCACACUGCCCUAAAUCUUCCAGAACAUCACCUACAGAAAGAACGAGAGUUACUGGAGAAACUAGACUCACUCAAACAAGAGCUGUCCCCACUGGAGAAGAUGAAGGCCGACCUGUCCCGUAAAGCUGAGUUCCAUUCCUCCAAGGCCCUGUGGACGGGGAUGGCCCUGCUCUCUGUCCAGGGUGGGGCUCUGGCCUGGCUCACCUGGUGGGUCUACUCGUGGGACGUCAUGGAGCCUGUCACGUAUUUCAUUACUUAUGCCACAAGUAUGGGGGCUUUUGCGUACUACGUCCUCACCAAGCAGGAUUAUAUAUAUACAGAUGCCAAGGACAGACAGUUUCUGCGAUACUUUUACAAAGGUGCUUCCAAGGCAAAGUUUAAUGUGACAAAGUACAACAGUCUAAGAGAAGAACUGGCACAGGUAGAGGAUGAUCUGAGACGUCUGAGAUACCCCACUCAACUUCAGCUACCACUGGAACAAAUUCAAAUAAAGCCAUGAACAUUAAAUUUUGAAACCAGAGUAUUUCCAGAAAAUACUUGUAUGACACAUUUUCAUCAUGAUGUUAUGUUUACAGUUCCUUCUAUUUGAUAAUGCGAAAGAUAAUAACUACUUGUAUACUUGCCUGUAUAAUUUGAAAAUGUCUUGCAUAUAUUUGCUCCUACCACUAGGAAUGACAAAAGUUAUUAAAAAUCUUUUUUGCUAUACAAGGAAA
This is a messenger RNA of Periophthalmus magnuspinnatus, 1467 nucleotides long. RefSeq names its product calcium uniporter protein, mitochondrial-like. Gene Ontology annotation, molecular function: calcium channel inhibitor activity. NCBI's taxonomy places the organism in Eukaryota, Metazoa, Chordata, Actinopteri, Gobiiformes, Gobiidae. The coding region runs from base 243 to 1253 and encodes 336 amino acids. The record is from RefSeq and is a predicted model, not a curated record. Gene Ontology annotation, biological process: calcium import into the mitochondrion; mitochondrial calcium ion homeostasis. The transcript has 8 exons. Gene Ontology annotation, cellular component: uniplex complex; mitochondrial inner membrane.